This is a messenger RNA of Laccaria bicolor S238N-H82, 858 nucleotides long. RefSeq lists its product as uncharacterized. NCBI's taxonomy places the organism in Eukaryota, Fungi, Basidiomycota, Agaricomycetes, Agaricales, Hydnangiaceae. Gene Ontology annotation, molecular function: lipase activity. The transcript is spliced from 5 exons. Gene Ontology annotation, cellular component: lipid droplet. Gene Ontology annotation, biological process: lipid storage. The record is from RefSeq and is a predicted model, not a curated record. The coding region runs from base 1 to 858 and encodes 285 amino acids.
AUGUCGCACACACUCUCUGGUGGCCAACCAAACGCCAAGGUCAUCCUCCAACUGUCGUCCUUCUCUUCGUACCUGCACAACGGUUGCACCGACUCCUCAUCCUUUCCAGGCAAUCCGGGUCUUCUUGACUUCUACUUGCCAUUUUUGAACGCCUUAUACCAAAAGGACACAACAACUACGCUUGCAAUUCUUGCUAUCGGACAUAUCGGUCACUCGCCUGUCAUUAGCGCCCCUCAGUCAAUAGAUUCCUGCAGUCUCCCGUCCCAAGUUGAGAGUGUGGCCCGUGCUUUAGAUGCCCUCAAGAUGGAGUACGGCGGAACAGCCAAAUUCGCGCUUGUCGGCCACAGCAUUGGUGCAUGGAUCUCUUUGCAGGUAUUGAAAUCAAGGCAACCUGAUGUAUCGGCGAUUUUCCUCCUUUUCCCGACCAUAAGCAAUAUUGCCAAUACUCCAAACGGCAAACGGCUUUCUUGGGCUUUCUCACCCACUUCAAUAUCAAUUCUGUCACUUCUGUCGCGCUUUGUCAAAUAUCUCCCAACGUACAUCCUUUGCACAAUUUUUCGUGGCUGGCCUCUCUCUCAAGUCCUUGUCCUGCAGCGACUCCUUUAUUCCCCGUCGAGUAUUGCAGCUGCAUUAAGCAUGGCCGGUGAAGAGAUGAUUGCUGUACAAGGCUUAGACCUAAUCCUUUUGGAAGAGCACAGGCAGAGACUCUGGUUCUAUUAUGCGGGACAUGAUGAUUGGGUUGGGCCAGAAAAACACAAAUUACUCAGUUCGUUUUACCCAGAUGAGCGAUCCCAGAGAAUUGUCCAAGAUAAAUUCGAAAUCCCACAUGCCUUUUGUAUCAUGGCUCGCAGCCUCUAG